Molecule: messenger RNA, 1002 nt
Organism: Naegleria lovaniensis
Lineage: Eukaryota; Heterolobosea; Eutetramitea; Acrasida; Naegleriidae
Exons: 6
Coding region: 1-1002 (333 amino acids)
Biological process (GO): phosphatidylcholine biosynthetic process
Source: RefSeq, a predicted model, not a curated record
AUGUCGACAUCCACGACAGCAGCAACCACUCAGCAAGAGGCACAGAAUGGACUUGAAAAGGCUUUGAAUCAAGCACCAUCAUCAUCACCCGAUGUUGCUGCCAAAAAGAAAUCAUCAACAUCUUCAAAAACAAGCAAGUUGAGUUUGAAAUACAUACCAAAAUUUUCAGUGUCCUUCAACGACAAAGUGGCCUUCACGUUUGGCGUUUUAUUACUUGUGAGCACUACUUUUAUAUUUGGUUAUGCCCCAAAAUGGCUGCCACAAUGGUAUGCUCUAUGGAUGGUACCUCUAAUGAUUUAUAGAUUUUUUGAUUUUCAUGCUCAACAUGCUCACUAUUUUAUGAUUGAUUUUUGUUAUAUUGGAAAUUUAGCACUGAUGAUCUAUCUCUUCUUUUAUCCAACUAGUCCACAAUUAUUUGCAUUAACUUUUGCAAAUAACAAUGGCCCUAUUUUAUUUGCUAUUGUUUUUUGGAGAAAUUCAUUGGUUUUCCAUGAUUGGGACAAGUUAACGAGUUGCUUCAUUCAUACUUUUCCUCCACUCAUUUCAUUUGCCAUUAGAUGGUUCCCAGAGCAAUUUCCAGAAUAUACCACAUGCAUUGAACCAACCUGUGAGGUGAAUUGGACUCAUACUGUUUUACCACACCUUGGAUUUUUCUUGUUUUGGUUGACUUCCUAUUAUUUGAAAACAGAGCAUGUGGACAAGAAGUUCCUUCAAAAACGUACUCAUUUGAUCACGUCCUAUAGAUGGAUUACUGAGAUGGACAAGAAAAGUAAAUCGUAUCAACUGGGACAAAAGUUUUCUCCUCAAGCCAGAUUAUUCGCUUUUAUGGUAUUUCAGUUAUUCUUCCACUUGCUAACAGUCAUUCCCACUACGUUCAUGUUCAACAAUAUUUACGUCAAUGCUGUCAUUCUAUUGUUUAAUUACAUUGUCAUGGUACACAAUGGUAGUAAUUUCUACUUUGAAAAAUUUGUUAAAAUGGUUGCUGAAAAGAAGGAGGCAUAA